CACCAUGUAAUUUGCUGAUGUUAUCAUUCUCAGAUGUCCACUUGCAGAUGUUCAAUGUUAUGAUUUAGAAAGAUACUGAUAAUAAAAGGCAAUAAUAAUCACAACUAAAAAAAAAAAAGACGUUUGACUUACGACAAAACCUACUUACGACAGAGUCGUUGAAAUGGAACUCCAUCAUAAAUCUGGGACUGCCUGUAUUUCAAACAUGCAGGAAAGAAUAAAGAACAGUAGAAAAAUCAUUCCAUGUAUCUAUCUGCCUGGCUUAGUCAGACCUUAACAUUUUGCCAUAUUUGUGUCAGAUUUUUUUUUCCCCAAGAAGUAAAACAUUGUGGAGUUGAACUGUGUACCCUUCCUUUUCCUGUUUUUUUUUUUCCCCUCCUUAAACACUAUUCUGAGUAUAUUUGUCUCCAUAAAUAAUGUAGUUGUUUUGCAUGUUUUUAUACAUGCUAUUCUGCAGUUGGCUUUUGUAGUACGCUCUUUCUCCCCCGCCCUCACUGUGUUUGUCCUAUGAUUUCCAUUGCAUAGCUACACCAUAAUUUACUUACCCAUUUUUCCUUUGGGUGGUUAUUAGGUGGUUUUCAGUUUUUCAUUAUUAGACAGUGCUGCAGUGAACAUUCUUGUACAUGCUUCUUUUGAACAUUUGUGUAUUUUUCCAGAGAGAUGUAGGGUGUGUGUGUUUAUGUAAGAUUGGAAUCACUGGUUGAAGAGUAUGUGCCUCUUCAACUUUGGAGAAUAAUUUGGCAUUAUUUAAUAAAUUGUAUUAAUUUAGACAUUACUGUCAGAGUGUGAGAGUUUUACUUCCCCUACAUUUAUACCAUUAAUUUUUAUCGCUAUCUAAAAUCGAACUCGUAAGGUUCUAGGUGGGGAGCUGUAGAGCAGUUUAUCCGGCCAACUCUAGAAGCACUUAUAUGUCAGGAAAUGACUAUCAAAUGAACAGGCUCCGUGGACUGCGUGGCUUAGGAUCUGUAACUGACUUAUUCUGGUAUAAGGUCACCGAGAAUUCAUCUUACCAGUUUAGUUGAAUGUUAGUGAAUUUUUAUUUCUUGUUAGUAACAUAGUCAUGUUGUAAUAGCCUUCGUUUCCUAUAUUUUACUUGAUUAAGCUCUAUAUAGAGCAAGUAAAGGAAGCAAGAUUCUAGUCUCUGGGAUUUGCAACUUAAAAUGAGUAAUAACAAAGUAGGUAUAGGGUACUGGGCAAUAAAAUGUAAACAUAUAAAUUUCUAGUUACCGUUGAGUUGAUUUUAACUCCUGUCGACCCCGUGUUUUUCAGAGCAGAACUGCGCUCCAUAGGGUUUGCAAGGCUGUGGCCUCUCACGCACAUCACCAGGCCUUUCUUCCCUGGUGUCUCUGGGUGUGUUCAAACCGCCAACUUUUCCGCUAGUAGUCGAACACUUAACUGUUUGUGCCACCCAUAUAAAUAAAAAGUUAAAUUUUUAUGGCGUAAGAUUUUGACAUUCAGAGACACUGUGGUAUAAUGAGUGUCAGGUGAAUUUGCAGAACUAAUAAAGUUACUUAACUAUUCAGUUUAAAGACAGAUGAUACAGUUCAUUGAAUUAAGCAAGUGUGAGAGCUUUAGGGUUGCUAUGAGUCAGAAUCGACCCAACAGCAGUGGGUUUGGUUUGGUGAGAGCUAGAAGUAUGGUGCUUUUUACACCUUGACCCUUGCUUGGACACUGUGCAUCAGAAUAGAUUAUCAUAGCUGCCCAAUCUAGUACAGCUUUUGUGCAUGGAGAAAGAACAUCUUUGAUUUAAAAACACAGUAUUGAAGCAUCUGUCCUGUGAAGUUUGUAAAUUAUUAAAGGUACAUUUAGGAAAAACGUAUUGGGGACAUUCAUUUUGGCACCCUUUGUUAAAUUUACCUCUACUUUUAGUCUUUUAGGAGUCUCUAGGUGCUGCAAAUGGUUAAGCACUUGGCUACUUCACUGAAAGGUUAGAGGUUUGAGUCCACCCAGAGGAGCCUCAGAAGACAGGCCUGGUGAUCUACUUUCAACAGAUCACAGCCACCGAAAACCCUGUGAAGCACAGUUCUUCUCUGAUACACAUGGGAUUCCCAUGAGUCGGAACUGACUGGACGGCAACUGGUUUGGUUUUUUUGGUUUAGUCUUUUGAAGGAUUAAGGGUCAUUCAUGCUACAUUGCUGUCUUGCUUUCUUGUUUUUAUUCCCCUAUGUUAUGAAGGAAAUACGUGAACAUUAGGGAAAAUAUUAAAAAAUAAAAAGGAGAAAAAAAUCACAGAGCAAGUAAAGUAAGCAAAUAACCCGUACAUAGUCCUAUCCCUAGACAACCCCCCCGCCAAAAAAAAAGCAGAAACAAAAACCCAUUGCCGUUGCAUUGAUUGCAACUCAUAGCAACCUUAUAGGAACGAGUAGAACUGUCCCGUAGGAUUUCCAAGGAGUGGCUGGUGGAUUCGAACUGCUGACCUUUUGGUUACAGCUGAACUCUUAACCACUGGGUCACCAUGGCUCACUAGGCAAAAGUUGUUAAUAUAUUGGUUGACUUCUGGAAGUUAUAGUCUGGAUUUAUAAUUUUAUUCUGUUUUUUUGUAGUUUUUCCAAAGCAAAUACUGUUUUUUAAAUGGAAACAAUUGCACCAGGAGUUAAAAACAAAAACCUAAACCAAAACCCUCAGUGAACCUCCUUCAAGAAGGAAGUUACUUUUUUUAGUUCUGCCACUGCUGUUUAUCAGAGGCUCGGAAGCUGUCAACUAAGGGAUAGCAAUGGCAACUCAGCAGAUCUGUCCAUACUAGUGGAAAUGUAACUGGAACUAGCUCUGAUGAUAAAAACCAAGGACCAUCAGGCAAGAUCAUGCAGUAGGAAUCGUUGCUUCCAAAUGAAGUCACCAACAUUUAGAAUUUCUACUUAUUCUAAGGUUCCCUUCACUACUGCAUCAGAGAAUGAAGUAAUCUGCUAAGAAAUCACUAAAUACUACUCUGAGGGGUUUAGAUGUAAGUGAGGUGUGAAGUUUUUCAACAUGAGUGGCCUCGGGGACAGUUCAUCCGACCCUGCUAACCCAGACUCACAUAAGAGGAAAGGAUCGCCAUGUGACACACUGGCAUCAAGUACUGAAAAGAGGCGCAGGGAGCAAGAAAAUAAAUAUUUAGAAGAGCUAGCUGAGUUACUUUCUGCCAACAUCAGUGACAUUGACAGCUUGAGUGUAAAACCAGACAAAUGCAAGAUUUUGAAAAAGACCGUCGAUCAGAUACAGCUGAUGAAGAGAAUGGAACAAGAAAAAUCAACAACUGAUGAUGAUGUACAGAAAUCAGACAUUUCAUCAAGUAGUCAAGGAGUGAUUGAAAAGGAAUCUUUGGGGCCUCUUCUUUUGGAGGCUUUGGAUGGAUUUUUCUUUGUUGUGAACUGUGAAGGGAGAAUUGUGUUUGUGUCAGAGAAUGUGACCAGCUACUUGGGUUAUAAUCAGGAAGAAUUAAUGAAUACCAGCGUAUACAGCAUACUGCACGUGGGAGAUCAUGCAGAAUUUGUGAAGAAUCUGCUACCAAAAUCACUAGUAAAUGGAGUUCCUUGGCCUCAGGAGGCAACACGACGAAAUAGCCAUACCUUUAACUGCAGGAUGCUAAUUCACCCUCCAGAUGAGCCGGGCACCGAGAACCAAGAAGCUUGCCAGCGGUAUGAAGUAAUGCAGUGUUUCACUGUGUCCCAGCCAAAAUCAAUCCAAGAGGAUGGAGAAGAUUUCCAGUCAUGUUUGAUUUGCAUUGCGCGGCGAUUACCUCGGCCUCCAGCUGUUACGGGUGUAGAAUCCUUUAUGACCAAGCAAGAUACUACAGGUAAAAUCAUCUCUAUUGAUACUAGUUCCCUGAGAGCUGCUGGCAGAACCGGCUGGGAGGAUUUAGUGAGGAAGUGCAUUUAUGCUUUUUUCCAACCUCAGGGCAGAGAGCCAUCAUAUGCCAGACAACUGUUUCAAGAAGUGAUGACUCGUGGCACUGCCUCCAGCCCAUCCUAUAGAUUCAUAUUGAAUGAUGGGACAAUGCUUAGCGCCCACACCAAGUGUAAACUUUGCUAUCCUCAGACUCCAGACAUGCAGCCUUUCAUCAUGGGAAUUCAUAUCAUCGACAGGGAACACAGUGGGCUUUCUCCUCAAGAUGACAGUAAUUCUGGAAUGUCAAUUCCCCGAGUAAACCCCACGGUCAAUCCCAGUAUCUCUCCAGCUCACAGUGUGGCCCGUUCAUCCACGUUGCCACCAUCCAACAGCAACAUGGCACCCACCAGAGUAAACCGCCAACAGAGCUCAGACCUUCAUAGCAGCAGUCAUAGUAAUUCUAGCAACAGUCAAGGGAGUUUUGGAUGCCCACCUGGAAAUCAGAUUGCAACCAGUGUUGCCUUAAACCAGGGACAGGCUGGUUCUCAGAGCAGUAAUCCCUCUUUAAACCUCAAUAAUUCUUCUAUGGAAGGUACGGGAAUAACCCUAGCACAGUUCAUGUCUCCAAGGAGACAAGUUAGUUCUGGAUUGGCAGCAAGGCCCAGGAUGCCAAACAAUUCGUUUUCUCCUAAUAUUCCGACAUUGAGCUCCCCUGUUGGCAUGACAAAUAGCGCCUGUAAUAAUAGUAACCGAUCUUACUCAAACAUCCCAGUAACGUCUUUACAGGGUAUGAACGAAGGACCCAAUAACUCCGUCGGCUUCUCCGCCAGUUCUCCAGUCCUCAGGCAGAUGAGCUCACAGAAUUCACCUAGCAGAUUAAAUAUACAGCCACCAAAAGCUGAGUCCAAAGACAACAAAGAGAUUACAUCCAUUUUAAAUGAAAUGAUUCAGUCUGACAACAGCUCUAGUGAUGGCAAACCUCUGGAUUCAGGGCUUCUGCAUAACAAUGAUAGACUCUCAGAUGGGGACAAUAAAUACUCUCAAACCAGUCACAAACUAGUGCAGCUUUUGACAACAACUGCAGAGCAGCAAUUACGGCAUGCUGAUAUAGACACUAGUUGUAAAGAUGUACUGUCUUGCACGGGCACUUCCAACUCUGCCUCUGGUAACUCUUCUGGCGGUUCUUGCCCCUCCUCUCAUAGCUCACUGACGGAACGGCACAAAAUUCUGCACCGGCUCUUACAGGAAGGUAGCCCCUCAGAUAUCACCACUUUGUCUGUUGAGCCAGAUAAAAAGGACAGUGCAUCAACGUCUGUGUCAGUGACGGGACAGGUGCAAGGGAGCUCCACUAUAAAACUAGAACUGGAUGCUUCAAAGAAGAAAGAAUCAAAAGACCAUCAGCUCCUACGCUACCUUUUAGAUAAAGAUGAGAAAGAUUUAAGAUCAACUCCAAACCUGAGCCUCGAUGAUGUGAAGGUGAAAGUGGAAAAGAAAGAACAGAUGGAUCCUUGUAACACAAACCCAACCCCAAUGACCAAACCUGCCCCUGAGGAAGUUAAACUGGAGUCCCAGAAUCAGUUCACAGCUGACCUUGAUCAGUUUGAUCAAUUGCUGCCCACGCUGGAGAAGGCAGCACAGCUGCCAGGCUUAUGUGAAGCAGACAGGAUGGACGGUGCAGUCACCAGUGUCCCCAUCAAAUCAGAGAUCCUGCCAACUUCUCUUCAGUCCACCACUGCCAGACCCACUACCAGACUGAAUAGGUUGCCUGAGCUGGAAUUGGAAGCAAUUGAUAACCAAUUUGGGCAACAAGGAACAGGCGAUCAGAUGCCAUGGGCAAAUAAUACAGUGGCAGCUGUAAAUCAGAAUAAACCAGAAGACCAGUGUAUUAGUUCACAAUUAGAUGAGCUUCUCUGUCCUCCAACAACAGUAGAAGGAAGAAAUGAUGAGAAGGCUCUUCUUGAACAGCUGGUAUCUUUCCUCAGUGGCAAAGAUGAAACUGAGCUAGCUGAACUAGACAGAGCUCUGGGGAUUGACAAACUUGUUCAGGGUGGUGGAUUAGAUGUGUUAUCAGAGAGAUUUCCACCACAACAAGCAACACCACCUUUGAUGAUGGAAGAAAGACCCAACCUUUAUUCCCAGCCUUAUUCUUCUCCUUCUCCUACUGCCAAUCUCCCUAGCCCUUUCCAAGGCAUGGUCAGGCAAAAACCUUCGCUGGGGACUGUGCCUGUUCAAGUAACACCUCCCCGAGGUGCCUUUUCACCUGGCAUGGGCAUGCAGCCCAGGCAAACUCUAAACAGACCUCCAGCUGCACCCAACCAACUCCGACUUCAACUACAACAGCGGUUACAGGGACAACAGCAGUUGAUACACCAAAAUCGACAAGCUAUCUUAAAUCAAUUUGCAGCAACUGCUCCUGUUGGCAUCAAUAUGAGAUCAGGCAUGCAGCAGCAAAUUACACCUCAGCCGCCCCUAAAUGCCCAAAUGUUGGCACAGCGCCAGCGGGAGUUGUACAGUCAACAGCACCGACAGAGGCAGCUGAUACAGCAGCAGCGAGCCAUGCUCAUGAGGCAACAAAGCUUUGGGAACAGCCUCCCUCCCUCAUCUGGACUGCCAGUUCAAAUGGGGAACCCCCGUCUUCCUCAGGGUGCUCCACAGCAAUUCCCCUACCCACCAAAUUAUGGUACAAAUCCAGGAACUCCACCUGCUUCUACCAGCCCGUUCUCACAACUGGCAGCAAACCCUGAGGCAUCCUUGGCCAAUCGCAGCAGCAUGGUGAACAGAGGCAUGACAGGAAACAUGGGAGGACAGUUUGGCACUGGAAUCAGUCCUCAGAUGCAGCAGAAUGUCUUCCAGUAUCCAGGAUCAGGAAUGGUUUCCCAAGGUGAGGCCAACUUCGCUCCGUCUCUCAGCCCUGGGAGCUCCAUGGUGCCAAUGCCAAUCCCUCCUCCUCAGAGCUCUCUGCUCCAGCAAACUCCGCCCGCUUCUGGCUACCAGUCACCAGACAUGAAGGCCUGGCAGCAAGGAGCAAUGGGAAACAGCAAUGUGUUCAGUCAAGCUGUCCAGAGCCAGCCCACACCUGCACAGCCAGGAGUGUACAACAACAUGAGCAUCACCGUGUCCAUGGCAGGUGGGAACACAAAUGUUCAGAAUAUGAACCCCAUGAUGGGCCAGAUGCAGAUGAGCUCUUUGCAGAUGCAAGGAAUGAACACCGUUUGCCCUGAGCAGAUGAAUGAUCCAGCACUAAGACACACAGGCCUCUACUGCAACCAGCUUUCAUCCACUGACCUUCUCAAAACAGAAACAGAUGGAACCCAGCAGGUGCAACAGGUUCAGGUGUUUGCUGACGUCCAGUGUACAGUGAAUCUGGUAGGCGGGGACCCUUACCUGAACCAGCCUGGUCCGCUGGGAACUCAAAAACCCACGUCAGGACCACAGACCCCCCAGGCCCAGCAGAAGAGCCUCCUUCAGCAGCUACUGACUGAAUAACCACUUUUAAAGGAAUGUGAAAUUUAAAUAAUAGACAUAUAGAGAUAUACAAAUAUAUUAUAUAUUUUUCUGAGAUUUUUGAUAUCUCAAUCUGCAGCCAUUCUUCAGGUCGUAGCAUUUGGAGCAAAAAAAUUAAAAAAAAAAAAAAAAGUUCACUUUUGUUGGAAGAUUGAGAGAUGUUUUUGUUUCCUUCUUUGUAAAGGCCUUGGAUAUUGAAGAAAAUAACAAGGCAGAACAGUUGGACAAUCUAUUUCUUGAGCCAAAAUUGAAUUAUUCUAUUUUUUGUAAUCAGUCAUUGGCUUCUUAUGUGGAUGAAGGCUUUUGGAGGAGAACCAAAAUGACAAGUUCCAAGGGAAAGAUGAAGCUCCACCUCUGCUGGCUCAGUCCCGGCCCUGCUGAGGGAGAAGGGCCUGGUGGGGCUUUGCCUGUGCCUGUCCACCAAAGGCUGUCACCUUUCUCUAAAUCAACAGCCCUCCCCUAUCCCUACCCCAGGCAGCUUGUGUGUACAAUCAGCUUCUUCUAGCAACUUUUUAUCUGUUGGCUUCAAGAGAAUAUUUUGCCUCCACGUACGUACCCCUUCUCCUUUUUUUUAAAUGGAUUUAAACCAAGAUGCCUCCAGGAAAGAGGAAGAAAUGAGUAUAUUCACAGAGGAAUCCAAAAAAUACAGUUUGGGGAAAAAUGCAAUAAUUUUUUUGAUGAGAUGGGUGAAGGACAAGAAGCAAGUUCUAUCAGUUAUUGUAGAUACAAUGUCUGAUCAAAUCUGGAAAAAAAAAAAGGCAGCCUGUUUUCUGCUUUUAUUGUAUUAACAGCUAAGGUAGCUAAAGUUAUUUAAAAUAAAAUUAAAUUUAUGACCCAAGUAGCUUAUUUUUCCCUUUAAAUCUCACUGUAAAUAUAUUUGAUUUCUUGUAGAAACUGAUUUCCUUCUGUUUAAUUUUAUGCUUUUAUUAUACUCUUGAUUUUUCUAAAUUUGUGUGUGAAAUAUAACAUUGGUUGAAUUGCAGUUAUAUUUGGCUAAUAAUACUUCAUUGUUUUAAUAACUGUGAUGCCAAGUGUGGGUUUACUUUGGGGUUUAAAUCAAAAUGCCACUGCCAGAAAGAGCUGUCCCAAAUGAGCUAGAGCAUACUGCCCUAGAGUGUCCCUGGGACCAGCUAAUUUGAGAGCAGUGCAAGGAAUUGUCACCGGAAGUGCACAGGCUACUUGUACAGAGAAAAAAUAGUGCUCAAAGGAAAUCAUUUUCUUAGAUUGACUUUGGGAGUUUGAGUUUUCAUCAGUGCAGAUACCAAUUUCUCCAUCCUGCUCUGAGGCAAAUUGGCACCGUGUUUUCCCUUUGUGCCUUGUCACUCUGCCACGUCGUGUCUCAUCCUGGCCUCUGGGUCAAGGACCUAGUGAACUGACUCUCUAGUUCUAGAAGUUCCACUGCAAGGCCAGGGAAGCUUGAGAAAGGCAUUGUGGAAGAAGCGAAGGUAGCACCCCAUCACUCACCUGUACCUUUACCUGCACCCCUGGGCCCGUGAAUGAUGACGACAUCUAACAUUCUGCACCAGCUACCUCUGCUUCCAUGGCAGAGAAAAGGCCAUAAGAACUAACUGUGGAAGAGGAGCGUGGACUCAGACUUCAAGGAAGAAGCCAUUUCCCAGGUCCUCCUUUCUGCAUCUCACUACCCCUAAUUACAGAUAACUCGAUUGAACAGCAUCUAUUCAGAAACUAUACGGAAUAAAAAGAUUUGGCGGAAGGGCUCAAAUGGGUAGCGACUAUGAAACAAA
Messenger RNA from Loxodonta africana (African savanna elephant), 9056 nucleotides. RefSeq names its product nuclear receptor coactivator 1 (gene NCOA1). Bases 2968 to 7293 code for a protein of 1441 amino acids. Gene Ontology annotation, cellular component: nucleus. Lineage: Eukaryota; Metazoa; Chordata; Mammalia; Proboscidea; Elephantidae. Gene Ontology annotation, biological process: cellular response to hormone stimulus; positive regulation of transcription by RNA polymerase II. Gene Ontology annotation, molecular function: nuclear receptor binding; protein dimerization activity. The record is from RefSeq and is a predicted model, not a curated record. The transcript is spliced from 22 exons.